Molecule: messenger RNA, 3386 nt
Organism: Megalops cyprinoides (Indo-Pacific tarpon)
Lineage: Eukaryota; Metazoa; Chordata; Actinopteri; Elopiformes; Megalopidae
Product: leucine-rich repeat and immunoglobulin-like domain-containing nogo receptor-interacting protein 3
Exons: 2
Coding region: 299-2116 (605 amino acids)
Cellular component (GO): plasma membrane
Molecular function (GO): protein binding
Source: RefSeq, a predicted model, not a curated record
GGGAAAAAAAGCAGAGAGAGGAGAGGAGAGGAGAGGAGAGGAGAGGAGAGGAGAGGAGAGGAGAGGAGAAAGACGGAGAGGAGCGAUCGGCGCUGCGCUCGGGGCCGCUGAUGCCAAGAGCCGAGGGACGCUGUGACAGUCCCAGAACGCUGAGGCGUCGCACCCCCACCGCGCAGACAGACGGACGGACGAGGCAGAGACGCACGGACGCACAGACAGAUGAGGAGAGACCGCCGACCGGGCUCCGGACCUGGGUGCCUGGCGCUGUGAUCCUGCCCCCGGGGAGUGUAGAGGGGGCAUGGCGGGCGCUCAGGGUGUCCGGUGGUUGGCCGCCUGCCUGCUGCUGAUGGCAGCGGCCCCGCCCCCGUGCCAGGGCUGCCCGCCCCGCUGUGACUGCAUCCCGCAGCUCAAGGCGGUGUCCUGCCAGCGGAAGCGCCUGACGGGCAUCCCAGAGGGCAUCCCCACGGAGACACGGGUGCUGGACCUCAGCCGCAACCGGCUGCGCUGGGUGGAGCAGGGCGACCUGGCGCCCUACCCGCGGCUGGAGGAGGUGGACCUGAGCGAGAACGUCAUCAGCGUGCUGGAGCCCAACGCCUUCGCCAACCUGCAGAGCCUCCGCGUACUGCGCCUGCGCGCCAACCAGCUCAAGCUGGUGCCCAUGGGCGCCUUCUCCCGCCUCGGCAACCUGACCACGCUGGACCUGAGCGAGAACAAGAUCGUCAUCCUGCUGGACUUCACCUUCCAGGACCUGCGCAGCCUGCGCCACCUGGAGGUGGGCGACAACGACCUGGUGUACAUCUCCCACAAGGCCUUCGUGGGGCUGCUGGGGCUGGAGGAGCUGACCAUCGAGAGGUGCAACCUGACCUCCAUCUCCGGCCAGUCCCUGUCCUACCUGCGCAACCUGGUCACCCUGCGGCUCCGGCACCUGAGCAUCACCGCCCUGGAGGACCAGAACUUCCGCAAGCUCUCCAGCCUGCGGGGCCUCGAGAUCGACAACUGGCCCUACCUGGAGUACAUCUCCCCGCUCAGCUUCCAGGGCCUCAACCUCUCCUGGCUGUCCAUCACCAACACCAACAUCACCUCCGUCCCCUCCGCCUCCUUCCGCAACCUGGCCCACCUGACCUCGCUCAACCUCUCCUACAACCCCAUCUCCGUGCUGGAGUCCUGGGCCUUCCGCGACCUGGUGCGCCUGAAGGAGCUGCACCUGGUGAGCACGGGCCUGGCGACGGUGGAGCCGCACGCCCUGGGUGGUCUCCGGCAGAUCCGCCUCCUCAACCUGUCCGGCAACGAGCUGGUGACGCUGGAGGAGGGCUCCUUCCACUCCGUCAACAGCCUGGAGACGCUGCGGGUGGACGGCAACCCGCUGUCCUGCGACUGCCGUCUGCUGUGGAUCCUGCAACGCCGCAAGACCCUCAACUUCGACGGCAGGACGCCCGUUUGCGCCGGGCCCGCGGAGGUGCAGGGCAACACCCUCAGCACCUUCUCGGACUCGGCGCUCUUCGACUACUUCACCUGCCAGAAGCCCAAGAUCCGCAACCGCAAGUUGCAGCAGGUGACGGCGCGCGAGGGCCAGCCCGUCACCUUCGUGUGCCGGGCGGAGGGCGACCCCACGCCUGCCAUCGUCUGGAUCUCGCCACAGCGGCGCCGGAUCACCGCCAAGACCGGCGGCCGCAUCACCGUGCUGCCGGGGGGCACGCUGGAGAUCCGCUACGCCCAAGUGACCGACAGCGGCACCUACAUCUGCAUCGCCAGCAACGCCGGCGGCAACGACACCUACUUCGCCACGCUGACCGUCAAGGGCCAGCCGCUGGACGCCGCCCUCUUCGCCAACCGCUCCUUCUACGCCAGCGACCUGAACGACACCAAUCUGAACAGCACGCGCGUCUUCCUCAAGUUCACCCUGGACCUCACCACCAUCCUGGUGUCCACCGCCAUGGGCUGCAUCACUUUUCUGGGCGUGGUGCUCUUCUGUUUCCUGCUGUUGUUCGUGUGGAGCCGCGGUCGUGGGCAACGCAAGAACAACUUCACAGUAGAGUACUCCUUCCGGAAAACGGAGGGCCCGACCACCAGCGGGAGCCAAGGAGGGGCGCGCAAGUUCAACAUGAAGAUGAUAUGAAACAACGCAGCCAGGGGCACUCCGGGGGAGGCAUGAGCACGCCCCACACGCGCACACAGCACUAACUCGCACGCACACGCCCCCCGUGCGCACUCGUAAGCACGCGCUCACUUAGGACAACCCAAACGACAACACGAGAUUCGAUUUGGGGGGCGAAAAACCAAAACAAAAUGACCUUGCUCUCACUGCCUUCGAUCUCCCCUGUCAGCUUGUGGUACAAAAAAAAGAAAAACAAAUGCUUUAACAUAGUGAUAAUCAACCUCUGUCACUCUAUCCAUUGUGGUUUAUCAUGAUUAGAAAAACAAAAUGACAGAAAGCUGUGUAAUUUCUUAAUUCUGAUGCGAAGCAUUGUCGGUCAUGGCUCUCCUGGUCUGAUGUGCUGUACAGUGAGUAUUUGGUGAGUACUUGAUCAAUCGCAUGCUCAUCAGCAGCAGUGUUUGGUCAGUCUCAGUUCACAAAGUGAUGUUUGACAGGCGAGAGUCAUGGCUGUCAGUCUCAGCCAUCAGGCCUUUCUUUUUCCGGACCCUCUUGUUCUUAAAAAAAUUUACUAUGGAAUGCAACAGUGUGAUUUAAAAUUGUAAAAAAAAAAGUAAUGACUCAAGUGGUUUAAAAUUUAAAACCAAGCCAAUCUUUUGUAAUGAGUUUUUAUUUGUUAAUGCAGCUCACAUUUGCGUAUGUGAGGAGAAAAAAAGAGUUUAGGCCACAGCUGAAGUGAGAGAGGUUUUUGAGACAAGGACCAAAAAAAAAGCAAGAAUGUGAGUGAAUAAAUCUGGCUGAUCUGCGGCCACAAGCCAAGCAUCACCCAAGAGGUGGCCACACUUUUACAGUGAUGCAGGCUUCCUGGCCGCAGCUCAUUGUCAAAUGAAUAAUGAAAAAAAAAGAACAAAUAUUAUAAAAGAAUGAGGACAUCUUAAAUCUGGAAAAGAGAUUCAUUAGGUUAACCCUUGCGACUAGGAGCUGUGUGAAGUUGGGACGAGCACACUGGCCGCAGCUUGCUGUGAGCCUCCGCCCAGAGGGAGUGGCCAGGAGGCCAAGCCCUGGGCGCUGGCUGCACAGUGACCAAUGAGGAGCAGUUUGGGGGCGUGAGGAGGGCGGGGCCAGUUCAUGGGACCGCCCCCUUUCUCCCAACCACACUGGUCCUUGUCCGACUGCCGACACGACUCGCUGCCUGGGGGGGAGCGGUCAUUGUUGGCAGAAACACAAGACAAGCAAACACUCACUUUCUCUCUCUCUCUCUCUCUCUCUCACACACACACACACACACACACAC